Alnus glutinosa is the source of this 561-nucleotide messenger RNA. RefSeq lists its product as uncharacterized. The transcript is spliced from 2 exons. The record is from RefSeq and is a predicted model, not a curated record. NCBI's taxonomy places the organism in Eukaryota, Viridiplantae, Streptophyta, Magnoliopsida, Fagales, Betulaceae. The coding region runs from base 1 to 561 and encodes 186 amino acids.
AUGACCAAAUUCCGCGAAGUAUUAGAGAAUUGUCAUCUAGGGGACUUGGGUUUUUCUAGUUCCUGUUUCACGUGGAGUAAUAGAAGAUUGGGCAAUUCCUUUACUAAGGAAAGGCUUGACCGAGCUAUGUCCAACCCAGAAUGGUGUUCACUCUUCCCUAAAGUUUCGGUCUUAGUUCUUGCUAUCAGAACUUCAGACCACAGUCCUUUGGCUAUCUCUUUUAAGGAGGAUGUUUAUGAGAGAAUGUAUCAUAGGAGGGGUUUCAAAUUUGAGGCUUGGUGGGCUAAAGAUGUGGAAUGCCCGAAUAUCAUAAAAUCGGCCUGGGAUGAGGACAUUUUGAUUAAUGCUUCUAUUUCAAAUGUUCAGGAUCGCCUCUCGGCCUGGUCAGACCGUGUGGAGGAAUGUAUUAGAUUUGUCACUCCUCGGGUUUCAGAAGAUAUGAAAAAUUGGCUUCUACAACAGUUUACUGAGGAUGAAGUGAGGAGGGCUCUUUUUCAAAUGCAUCCUCUCAAAUUCCCGAGGCCAUAUGGCUUUCCAGCAGUCUUUUAUCAGAAGAAUUGA